This is a messenger RNA of Budorcas taxicolor (takin), 1119 nucleotides long. It is a transcript of the gene B3GNT3, whose product is annotated as UDP-GlcNAc:betaGal beta-1,3-N-acetylglucosaminyltransferase 3. The record is from RefSeq and is a predicted model, not a curated record. Bases 1 to 1119 code for a protein of 372 amino acids. The transcript is spliced from 2 exons. NCBI's taxonomy places the organism in Eukaryota, Metazoa, Chordata, Mammalia, Artiodactyla, Bovidae. Gene Ontology annotation, cellular component: membrane. Gene Ontology annotation, molecular function: N-acetyllactosaminide beta-1,3-N-acetylglucosaminyltransferase activity.
AUGAGGUGCUCCCAUCCCCUGCGGAAAGAGGCGGGCCUGGCUCUGCUUCUAGCCACCUUCACCCUCCUCCUCUUAAGUCUGCACUGGUCACCGCCCACCUGCCCCCGCCUGAAGGAGCAGCCGCGCGCCCCCAAGGCUCCGGACUGGCCCUCACCGCACUUCCGCCCCCCGCCGGCCCCUUGCGGGCCCAACACCUCCAUGAUGUCCCUGCCUAACUUCGCAGGGCAGCCGCGGCACAUCCGCGACUUCCUGCUGUACAAACACUGCCGCGACUUCGCGUUGCUCCAGGAAGUGCCGCCCGACAAGUGUGCGGACCCUGUCUUCCUGCUGUUGGUGAUCAAGUCCUCGCCCAGCAAUUACGAGCGCCGGGAGCUGGUGCGGCGCACGUGGGGCCGUGAGCGCCAGAUUCUCGGCGUCCAGCUGCGCCGCCUCUUCCUGGUGGGCACCGACUCCAACCCGCUGGAGGCACGCAAGGUCAACCGGCUGUUGGCCAUGGAGGCGCAGACGCACGGGGACAUCCUGCAGUGGGAUUUCUACGACUCAUUCUUCAACCUCACGCUCAAGCAGGUGCUCUUCCUACAGUGGCAGAAGACGCGGUGCACCAAUGCCAGCUUUUUGCUCAACGGGGAUGAUGACGUCUUCGCCCACACAGACAACAUGGUCGCCUUCCUGCAGAGCCACAACCCUGACCAGCACCUCUUUGUGGGCCACCUGAUCCACAAUGUGGGCCCCAUCCGGAUUCCGUGGAGCAAGUACUACGUGCCGAAGGUGGUCAUGGAGGAGGAACACUACCCGCCCUACUGCGGAGGUGGUGGCUUCCUACUGUCCCGAUUCACGGCCGCCGCCCUGCGCCACGCCUCCCACACCCUGGACCUCUUCCCCAUCGAUGAUGUCUUCCUGGGCAUGUGCCUGAAGCAGGAGGGCCUGGAGCCCGCCUCACACAGUGGUAUCCGCACGGCUGGCGUUCAGUCCCCUUCCAGCCGCCUGUCCUCCUUUGACCCCUGCUUCUACCGAGAGCUGCUGCUGGUGCACCGCUUCUUGCCCUAUGAGAUGCUGCUCAUGUGGGAUGCACUGAACCAGCCCAACCUCACCUGUGGCAGGCGGAGACAGGUCUACUGA